This is a messenger RNA of Drosophila nasuta, 4584 nucleotides long. It is a transcript of the gene gro, whose product is annotated as TLE family member transcriptional corepressor groucho. Gene Ontology annotation, molecular function: transcription corepressor activity; protein binding. The transcript is spliced from 14 exons. Gene Ontology annotation, biological process: regulation of DNA-templated transcription; negative regulation of canonical Wnt signaling pathway. NCBI's taxonomy places the organism in Eukaryota, Metazoa, Arthropoda, Insecta, Diptera, Drosophilidae. The coding region runs from base 824 to 3019 and encodes 731 amino acids. Gene Ontology annotation, cellular component: transcription regulator complex; nucleus. The record is from RefSeq and is a predicted model, not a curated record.
CCACGCUUCAAAAUCACGUUCGCGAAUUAAUAACAAAUCGGCAAUAUAUAUUACCGAUUUAUACAAAUAAUUGUGCGUUAAAUGCAUUUGUAAGCAAUGCCGUAUAGUAAUUAUAUACUGUUGAACAUCUAGAAGUGCAAAAUAGACGGCUUAAGCAGAUGCGAAAAAAUAGAGACGAGAACGAGAACGCCACACAACACAUACACGACGCUCAGGCUGGCUGUCAGACGUAGCGAGUCGGUCGGUCGGUCGGUUGAAGAGGCCAAGAGUUUUUACGGGCGAAAUUCGAGUAAAAAUUACGUUUUUUGCACUGAAAAAAGUCGGCUAGUGCAAAUAUCAGUGCUGUGUAUUCGUGCGCACUCGAAAAGUGGCAAUAAAAUGUGCAAUUGUGCGGCUAGCUAAAAGCUUAAAUGUAAAUUGGAUACCCGCAAAACCGCUAGACAACAACAAUAUGGAAACGCUGGAGUUGAAUUAAACAUAAAAAAAUAACAAAAAUAAAAAACCAAAACCUAACAAUAGCAAUAAAAACGCUUGCAAAAUUAUUUUAUACAUGCUCCUCCGGUGCUCAGUGCUGCUAAUUUUGGGCAGAGGAGAGUUUAAUCUCGGGCAGCGGUGCGCUGCCAACAGGAAGGAAGAGGAAGCAUAAUCCACUCUAACUUAUCCGCAGGCCGCAGCUAAAUAAUAUAUAUAAAAAUAAAAAAAAUAAAUACAUACUACAAACACGGUUAUUUGUUGUUGUUCCGUUCGUCGUUCUUGGACAACCAUCAAGUAUCAACAAUAAAGUAACAACACCAACAACAAGCAGCAGCAACCAACAACAACAAUGUACCCCCAACCGGUGCGUCACCCCGCCGCCGGGGGACCACCACCUCAGGGCCCAAUCAAAUUUACCAUUGCCGAUACAUUGGAGCGCAUAAAGGAGGAGUUCAAUUUUCUGCAGGCGCAAUAUCACAGCAUCAAAUUGGAGUGCGAGAAGCUGGCAACAGAAAAGACAGAAAUGCAGCGCCAUUAUGUUAUGUACUAUGAAAUGUCCUACGGCCUUAAUGUGGAAAUGCACAAGCAAACGGAAAUCGCCAAGCGUCUAAACACACUGAUCAAUCAGCUACUUCCAUUCCUACAGGCCGAUCACCAGCAGCAAGUGCUGCAGGCGGUAGAACGUGCGAAGCAGGUCACAAUGCAGGAGUUGAAUCUGAUCAUAGGGCAUCAGCAGCAACAUGGAAUACAACAACUUUUACAACAAAUACACGCACAACAGGUGCCUGGAGGGCCGCCACAGCCGAUGGGCGCACUGAAUCCAUUUGGCGCCUUAGGUGCCACAAUGGGCCUGCCACAUGGUCCACAGGGUUUGCUCAAAGCGCCGCCAGAUCAUCACAGGCCGGAUAUAAAGCCAACUGGAUUGGAGGGACCAGCGGGCGCCGAAGAGCGUUUGCGCAAUUCGGUUUCACCAGCGGAUCGUGAGAAAUAUCGUACCCGUUCGCCCCUGGACAUUGAGAAUGACCCGAAGCGUUUAAAAAAUGAGAAACUGCAAGACGAUGAAGGCGAGAAAAGCGAUCAAGAUUUAGUCGUAGAUGUUGCAAAUGAAAUGGAAUCCCACUCACCACGACCCAAUGGCGAGCACGUGUCCAUGGAGGUUCGCGAUCGUGAGAGCUUAAACGGCGAGCGUCUGGACAAACCGGGAAGCAGUGGCAUUAAACAAGAACGGCCGCCCUCACGUUCCGGCUCCAGUUCGUCGCGUUCCACACCCAGCCUCAAGACAAAAGAUAUGGACAAGCCGGGUACACCGGGAGCGAAGGCACGUACACCGACACCAAACGCUGCCGCACCAUCUCAGGGCCCAAAUCCUAAACAAAUGAUGCCACAAGGUGGCCCGCCGCCGGCUGGGUAUCCAGCGUCGCCGUAUCAGCGACCGGCCGAUCCCUAUCAGCGUCCGCCAUCGGAUCCCGCCUAUGGACGACCGCCGCCAAUGCCGUACGAUCCGCAUGCGCAUGUACGAACAAACGGCAUUCCACAUCCCUCGGCACUAACUGGUGGAAAGCCUGCAUACUCUUUCCAUAUGAACGGCGAGGGCAGCUUGCAGCCGGUGCCUUUCCCGCCGGAUGCGUUGGUGGGCGUCGGCAUACCGAGACAUGCGCGGCAAAUUAAUACGUUAUCACAUGGCGAGGUCGUGUGUGCGGUUACAAUUUCAAAUCCUACAAAAUACGUUUAUACGGGCGGCAAGGGUUGCGUCAAGGUGUGGGACAUCUCGCAGCCGGGCAACAAAAAUCCCGUUAGCCAGCUGGAUUGCCUGCAGCGCGAUAAUUACAUACGCUCAGUGAAACUGCUGCCGGAUGGACGCACACUUAUUGUCGGUGGCGAGGCAUCGAAUCUAUCCAUAUGGGAUUUGGCCAGUCCAACGCCACGCAUUAAGGCCGAGCUAACCUCAGCGGCGCCUGCAUGUUAUGCGCUCGCCAUCAGUCCCGAUUCGAAGGUGUGCUUCUCAUGCUGCAGCGAUGGCAACAUUGCCGUUUGGGACUUGCACAAUGAGAUACUGGUGCGUCAGUUCCAGGGCCACACGGACGGUGCUUCUUGCAUUGACAUUAGUCCGGAUGGCUCGCGAUUAUGGACUGGUGGCCUGGAUAACACUGUGCGCUCGUGGGAUUUGCGCGAGGGUCGUCAACUACAACAACACGAUUUCAGUUCUCAAAUAUUCUCGCUUGGCUAUUGUCCAACAGGUGACUGGCUGGCCGUUGGCAUGGAGAAUUCACAUGUGGAAGUAUUGCAUGCAUCAAAACCGGACAAGUAUCAGCUGCAUUUGCACGAGAGUUGUGUGCUGUCGCUGCGAUUUGCCACCUGCGGCAAAUGGUUCGUUUCCACCGGCAAAGACAACCUGCUUAACGCAUGGCGAACACCUUACGGUGCCAGUAUAUUCCAGUCAAAGGAAACAUCAUCCGUACUUAGCUGCGACAUAUCAACUGACGACAAAUAUAUUGUGACGGGUUCGGGCGAUAAGAAGGCUACUGUCUAUGAAGUUAUUUAUUAAAUGAAAAAACACACACACAUACACAACAGAGGAAAUCCACACUUUUCAUUUUGUAAUAAGCGCAUAUAGGUUUUUAUUACAACUACAAAAAGAAAACAAACAACACACAAGAGAAGAAUACACAACCCAUGUUCGAUAGCUAGAAACAACAAGAACAACACGAACAUAAGCAUCAACAGAAAGCAGAGCAACGGCAGCAGCGCCAUGCAUAAAAGAGAGCGAAGCAAAAAGAAAAAUUCUAUAAUAUAAAUAUAUUAAAACAAAAACAAACAAGAAAGAAAAGAAAAAUCUAAAAAUUUAAGCGUACUUCUAGCUACUAAGCUUAAGCUAAGUCCAAUAAAAAGUUGAACACAAUUUGAAAGUAAAACAAAAAGAAAUCUAAACGUAAAGCAAAAUAAUAAUACGAGAACAUAAUAAUAUUGUAAUAAUAAUGAUGCAAAGCGAGAAAAUGGAAAAACUAUAAAUAACAAACAAACAAAAAAUACUAAAAACAAAAAAAAAAUUGAGAAUGAAAACGAGAGUAAUAACAGUCGGCGUUACCUACCACGCUCAUCAAAAAGAAAUAAGUGCUGGGUGAGGAUUCCACCCAGCAUGGAUUAGUCAUUGCAGGAGCGUUGAGAUUAUAAUUACCAGAUGAGUUACAAGAUUGUCAGAUAUGAGAUGUGAGUGCUUUUAGUUCGUCGUAUGUGUUUAUAAGUCGGCAGCGAAGUUUUUGAUAAAACAGAAACCAGAAAUGAAACAAACACAGAUCGUAAAUCAAUAAUGCAAAUGCAAAAACAAAAUUCUAAGUUUUAGUUUGUCAAUUUGUUUUAAAUUAGUGACUGCUACCCUCCUCUAUACUGUCCCAGACUCUUCCUUCCUUCCACUUUGCAUACAAAACACACACCCACAAAAACACAUUUGCAUGCAGAAAAAGAGUAUAUAUAUACAUAUAUAUAUAUUUAUGAGUGUAUAUAUAUACAUAUAAAUAUAAAUGAAUAUAAUAGUAAGCAGUUUAGUUAAGAAUUUUACAUUAUAAAUUAAUACACAACAAACGAAGCGCCGCCAGCACACAAAAAUAUUCCCCAUAGCCCUUAAAACACACACCCACAACUCUCAGUCCCCCUUAGUACACACAACCAUCUAAAUCGGGAGGCGCCAAAGCAGCCAGUUUAUUUUGAGAGAGAGAAAAACGCAACCCAACAAAACCAAUAACCAACUGUAAAAUCCUAUGUUUUGUGCAGCUAAAACAACAACAGGAAAAACAAAAGAAAAGAAAACAAAAUAACACUUGUUUACACAUUAGUUUAUAUAGAAAUGAAUCGUAUAUAUAGUAUAUGUAUGUAUAUGAAUAUAUAUGCAAAAUAUAUAUUAUAUAUAGAAUGUGGGCACAUCUCGCGCCCAGCGAAACAUUGUAAUAAGCAAAACAAAACAAAAAAGAAAACAGAAUAGAGUGCAGCACACGCUUCGAUUUUUAAUUUUACAAAUAUUAUUAUUAUUAUUGUGGUUAUAUAUGUAUAUAAUUAUAUUAUAAAUAAUUGAAGCAAAACGAAAAAGAAAAAUAAAAAAUUAUAUAUGUAAUCAAA